Molecule: messenger RNA, 4525 nt
Organism: Bufo gargarizans (Asiatic toad)
Lineage: Eukaryota; Metazoa; Chordata; Amphibia; Anura; Bufonidae
Gene: NCKAP1
Product: NCK associated protein 1
Exons: 31
Coding region: 243-3629 (1128 amino acids)
Biological process (GO): cortical actin cytoskeleton organization; cell migration; cell morphogenesis
Cellular component (GO): SCAR complex
Source: RefSeq, a predicted model, not a curated record
GCAUGGGAAGGUCCCGCCCACAUUCGGCAGGAAGGGUGGCGCUGGACGGCGGGUGCCAGGCAGGCGUGUCAUCGCGUUAAACUGCGGAGCAUGGGAUGUGUAUGAGGGUCCCCCCUUCCAUAACAACGACCCCUCCUCCUCCUCGGCCGCUGCUAUCGUCCCUGAAUCGCGACACCGUCGCUUCUCCCUCGCUGCGAGGCCUGGGACAGCUCAGGCGGCGGUAGUGGCAGGACAGAGGCAGCAUGUCGCGAUCCGUGCUGCAGCCCAGUCAGCAGAAGCUGGCCGAGAAGCUCACCAUCCUCAAUGACCGGGGCGUCGGGAUGCUCACCCGCCUGUACAACAUCAAGAAGGCAUGUGGGGAUCCCAAAGCAAAGCCUUCUUACCUGAUCGACAAAAACUUAGAAUCUGCCGUCAAGUUUAUUGUCCGGAAGUUUCCUGCCGUUGAGACUCGCAAUAAUAAUCAACAGCUUGCGCAACUCCAGAAGGAGAAGUCCGAGAUCCUGAAGAAUUUGGCACUUUACUACUUCACGUUUGUGGAUGUUAUGGAAUUUAAGGAUCAUGUAUGUGAACUGCUCAACACUAUUGAUGUGUGUCAAGUUUUCUUUGAUAUUACUGUCAACUUUGAUUUAACCAAGAACUACUUAGAUUUGAUCAUAACCUACACUACACUAAUGAUAAUGCUUUCUCGGAUUGAAGAAAGAAAAGCAAUUAUAGGACUGUACAACUAUUCUCACGAGAUGACUCACGGAUCCAGUGAUCGAGAGUAUCCUCGACUUGGACAGAUGAUCGUAGACUAUGAAAAUCCUCUAAAAAAGAUGAUGGAAGAGUUUGUACCCCAUAGUAAGUCUUUGUCAGAUGCCCUCAUUUCUCUUCAUAUGGUUUACCCUCGAAGAAACCUUUCAGCAGAACAGUGGAGAAAUGCUCAGCUUCUCAGCCUCAUCAGUGCCCCGAGUACAAUGCUGAACCCUGCGCAGUCCGAUACGAUGCCUUGUGAAUAUCUUUCGCUGGACGCAAUGGAGAAAUGGAUCAUCUUUGGAUUCAUCCUGUGCCAUGGAAUACUAAAUACAGAUGCCACAUCCCUGAACCUGUGGAAGCUGGCCCUGCAGAGCAGUUCUUGUCUGUCCCUCUACAGAGAUGAAGUCUUUCAUAUUCAUAAGGCGGCAGAAGAUCUUUUCGUCAAUAUCAGAGGUUACAAUAAGAGAAUUAACGACAUCCGCGAAUGCAAGGAGGCGGCAAUCUCACAUGCUGGAGCCACGCACAGGGAAAGGCGCAAAUUCUUAAGGUCUGCGCUGAAGGAGCUGGCCACAGUCCUUUCUGACCAGCCUGGAUUACUGGGGCCAAAGGCUCUCUUUGUGUUCAUGGCUUUGUCAUUUGCUCGAGAUGAAAUCAUUUGGCUGCUCCGGCAUGCAGAUAACAUUCCAAAGAAGGUGGCAGACGAUUUUAUGGAUAAGCACAUAGCUGAACUCAUAUUUUAUAUGGAAGAACUGCGAGCACAUGUCAGGAAAUAUGGGCCAGUGAUGCAGAGAUAUUAUGUGCAGUACCUGUCCGGCUUCGAUGCAGUGGUCCUGAAUGAACUGGUACAGAAUCUCUCUGUGUGUCCCGAGGAUGAAUCGAUCAUCAUGUCCUCCUUUGUAAACACGAUGACGUCGCUAAACGUGAAGCAGGUUGAAGAUGGAGAGGUUUUUGACUUCAGAGGAAUGCGAUUGGAUUGGUUCAGAUUGCAGGCCUACACCAGCGUUUCUAAAGCAUCGCUGAGCCUCGCUGACCACAGGGAGCUUGGAAAGAUGAUGAACACUAUAAUAUUCCAUACAAAAAUGGUGGAUUCCUUAGUUGAAAUGCUGGUGGAAACCUCCGAUCUCUCCAUAUUUUGCUUUUACAGCCGAGCAUUUGAGAAGAUGUUUCAGCAGUGUUUGGAGCUGCCAUCACAGUCAAGAUACUCCAUCUCGUUCCCCCUCAUCUGCACUCAUUUUAUGAGCUGCACCCAUGAGCUGUGUCCCGAAGAGAGACAUCACAUCGGCGAUCGCAGUCUGUCUCUUUGUAAUAUGUUCUUGGAUGAAAUGGCGAAGCAAGCUCGGAAUCUCAUCACGGACAUCUGCACAGAACAGUGCACCCUAAGUGAUCAGCUACUGCCAAAACACUGUGCCAAAACAAUCAGUCAAGCGGUGAACAAAAAGUCAAAAAAGCAGACAGGAAAGAAAGGAGAACCUGAACGAGAGAAACCCGGGGUUGAAAGCAUGAGAAAAAAUAGACUUGUGGUUACAAAUUUAGAUAAACUGCAUACUGCACUUUCAGAACUCUGCUUCUCUAUUAAUUAUGCCCCUAAUAUGAUUGUAUGGGAGCAUACAUUCACCCCAAGAGAAUAUCUGACCUCGCACUUGGAAAUUCGCUUCACCAAGUCUAUUGUUGGCAUGACCAUGUACAAUCAGGCUACACAAGAGAUUGCAAAGCCUUCCGAGUUAUUAACUAGUGUAAGGGCCUACAUGACGGUGCUUCAGUCCAUAGAAAACUACGUGCAGAUUGACAUCACAAGGGUUUUCAACAAUGUUCUGCUUCAGCAAACGCAACAUCUUGACAGCCAUGGAGAGCCGACCAUCACCAGUCUGUACACUAAUUGGUAUUUGGAAACACUAUUGAGGCAAGUUAGCAACGGUCACAUAGCUUAUUUCCCAGCAAUGAAAGCCUUUGUAAACCUGCCCACCGAGAAUGAGCUAACCUUUAACGCUGAGGAGUAUUCUGACAUAUCUGAAAUGAGAGCGCUCUCCGAGCUGCUGGGACCAUAUGGCAUGAAGUUUCUCAGUGAAAGCCUAAUGUGGCAUAUUUCUUCCCAAGUGGCUGAACUCAAGAAACUUGUGGUGGAAAACGUUGAAGUUUUAACACAAAUGAGGACAAGCUUUGACAAACCUGAACAAAUGCAAGCACUUUUCAAAAGACUAUCCUCUGUAGACAGUGUCUUGAAGAGGAUGACCAUUAUUGGAGUUAUAUUGUCCUUCCGCUCACUUGCACAGGAAGCCCUCAGAGAUGUCUUAUCUUACCACAUUCCUUUCCUUGUAAGUUCUGUUGAAGACUUCAAGGAUCACAUUCCGAGAGAAACUGACAUGAAGGUUGCAAUGAAUGUCUACGAAUUGUCAUCAGCAGCCGGCUUGCCAUGUGAAAUAGACCCAGCCCUGGUUGUGGCGCUGUCGUCUCAAAAGUCUGAAACCAUCAGUCCAGAGGAGGAAUAUAAGAUUGCUUGUCUUCUCAUGGUGUUUGUGGCAGUUUCUUUGCCAACCUUGGCUAGUAACGUCAUGUCACAGUACAGCCCGGCCAUAGAAGGUCACUGCAAUAACAUCCAUUGCUUGGCAAAGGCCAUCAACCAGAUUGCCGCAGCCUUGUUCACUAUUCACAAAGGGAGCAUUGAAGAUCGUCUUAAAGAAUUCUUGGCCCUUGCAUCUUCCAGCUUGCUGAAAAUUGGCCAAGAGACAGAUAAAACAACUACAAGGAACAGGGAAUCUGUUUAUCUGCUGCUAGAUAUGAUUGUGCAAGAGUCACCAUUCCUGACCAUGGACUUGCUGGAGUCUUGUUUCCCAUACGUCUUACUGAGAAACGCUUACCAUGCAGUUUACAAGCAAAGUGUCACAUCCUCUGCAUAAAUCUUCGCUCCUUGAAAACAUCACUCGUCAUCAUCUUCUGAAAACUGUGGAGUACUUUUGCUUUUAAAUGGUUUGGAAAAGAUAAAAAAAAUACAAAAAAAAACUAAAUGGUUUUGUGACUUAAACUCUUUCCCCAUUCCAUUGUAUUUUUGACCAGUGGUUUCUUUAUGCAGUCGUUCUACCAGAUAAGCUUGGUUGGUUGCACUUCACUACAAUAUUAGAAAAUAUAUAUAUAAUAAAAUCGAUAAAAAAAUAUAAAGUAAAAAAAAAUUAAAAUAUUUUGUUUCUGGACAGUUACAUGCAAGGGAUCAACAAUAGGGGGACAAAAACACAGACACUACUUUUUGGCUGUUUUGAUAUUUUGAUCAUGCAAAAUAUUGCUUGUUUAUUUCAAAAAUGUAUUUAGUGAUUCUUUUAGAUGGUGGUAUAGGUGACAUACAUCUGUGUGUAAAUUAUUUCAUAUAGGGAGAAUUAUAAUCUGUACCUUUAUGUUCUUAUCGAUGCCGGUUUGGACAGGUGGUUCUGUGAUUUCUGUGAAGUAAUUGCAUCAUUUGUUUCUUCCUCAAUGCCCUGCCCCCACCCAAUGCAUCUUCCUUCAUAUCCGAACAAAGCUACGGAACAUUUCUCGAUGAGACAGGACUCCUCCCUGGUAUUUUAAGCAGCAGCGAAUCUUGUUUGUAAAAAGCAUAGUAUAACUUUUUUUUAGACUAAUUUCCACAAUGCUAUGGUGGCAUUAACAUUACCAUUGUACCCUGCUAUAUGGUAUGAUAAGACAUUCUUAUGCAUUUAUCAAAUGUUGAUACAUUGUUUUUUUUCCCCUUAACCACUUUUAUAUGUUUUAACUUUUUGGAAAUUCAAGUGUACCUUCCAUAACAUACAAUAAACACUAGACUGUA